UGUGAUAGCGCAACGCGUUAGUUGCGCGUAAAGUAUCUAUACACACGUAACGCCUCGACUGUAUUCUUUUUUUAUUUAAAAAAUGUCCGAAAAACGCCUAAAAACCGCGUUUUUCUGCGCAAUUUUCGCUGUGAAUUUCAUCCUGGCAGCGGGUGAUAUUAGCUAUGAAAGUUCCGCGCAUCUCUGUGAACGUUGCAAGUGUCAAACGCGCGCGACCACGUUUAUCCUCGACUGCACCUCGCAACAGAUGACGAACACCCUCGCCAACUGGCCCGAGGACGCCAGCCCGCCGAACAUCACCCGCAUUGUCGCCCAUUUCAAUAAGAACGCGCUGGUGCGCUUGAAGCCGCUGCCGGAGACGAGCGCCGAGGUGACAGUCUACUACACGCACAACAGCAUCGAGCAGCUUGAUAGUGGCCUGUUCGCAAACUGCAUAAAUGUCACCUCGCUGGAUUUGAGUUAUAAUAAGAUUAAGAGCGAUGUGCUGAUAACGGAUGUUUUCCGAGGCCCAUACGAUGAUAAUCUCUACGAGCCUAUCGCCCUGCGCACGCUCAAUCUAGCGCACAACGAAUUGCACACGAUCGGGAAGAACGUUUUCGAGCAUUUGCUGGAGUUGAGGUCUUUGGAUUUGAGUGGCAAUCGGUUUCGAAUCAUCGAUCAAUUGACAUACCUCAGUUUCCAGAAACUACCAAAACUCGAGAAUUUAAACUUAGCGAGCAACCGAUUGAUCCACUUGAACAACACCGGUUUUAACGAGUUGAAAACUCUGCAUAUCUUGGACAUAUCCUAUAAUGACUUGAGUUUCAUCCCUUAUGUGGUCCAAGACGUGUCAAAAACUUUAAAAAUUCUACGGGUUGAUGGCAACCCGAUUGUAGAAAUCCGCGACGCCGAUUUUGUCGGUAUGGAUGUCCUGACGGAGCUCUACGCGUCGAAUCUUUCCCAACUGAAUGAAAUUAAACCCAACGCAUUUGGUGCGCUACCAAAUUUACAAAAAAUUGACCUCUCUGGCAUGCCAUCGAAUGUUAUACUCUCCGAUCAUGUCUUCAACACAUCUCUACGUGAAUUAAACAUGAGUAAUUCCGAUCUGGAGCUGAUCCCGAAGGAGUUCCUCGACUGGUCGCAGUUGACAACGCUCGACUUACGCGGCAAUCAGUUGUACUGCACGUGCGACCUGCAUAAUAUCACAGCGCAAUUGCAGGACGUCGUCAAACGCGACCGCGACGCUGCCUAUUGCUUCGAUUACAAGCGAUACAAACAAUAUAAGAUGUACAGUCUGACCGAAGAGAUUUGCUUCGAGCACGAUGAGUACUUGGGGACGUACUCCCACAUUGCAUCGACGGAGAGAAUCAUGCGUAUGGUGCUGCUCUCGACGAGCAUCUUGCUAAUUAUCUGCCUGUUCAUCGCCGCCUGGCUGGGAUACGUGAAGUGCUACCGGAAUCAGAGGAACUACGGUUUUGCUACUUCAGUCACAUACGCGCCUAUUAUUCCCAGAACGUAAACGUUCUUAACUUUCUUACUUUUAUUACAAGAUGUUAAUAUAGUUAAAAUUUCAGUAGGAAUGUUUUUUUUUUAUUCAGAAUAAAUUUCCAACUUUAAA
Dalotia coriaria is the source of this 1597-nucleotide messenger RNA. Its product is annotated as leucine-rich repeat neuronal protein 1-like. The record is from RefSeq and is a predicted model, not a curated record. Gene Ontology annotation, molecular function: protein binding. NCBI's taxonomy places the organism in Eukaryota, Metazoa, Arthropoda, Insecta, Coleoptera, Staphylinidae. The transcript has 5 exons. Gene Ontology annotation, cellular component: extracellular matrix. The coding region runs from base 83 to 1498 and encodes 471 amino acids.